Molecule: messenger RNA, 1036 nt
Organism: Triticum aestivum (bread wheat)
Lineage: Eukaryota; Viridiplantae; Streptophyta; Magnoliopsida; Poales; Poaceae
Product: epoxide hydrolase A-like
Exons: 2
Coding region: 1-876 (291 amino acids)
Molecular function (GO): catalytic activity
Source: RefSeq, a predicted model, not a curated record
AUGGCAAGCAUGGAGGGCGCGGUGAUCAGGCACCGGACUGUGGAGGUCAAUGACUUCUUGAUGCACGUGGCAGAGGCCGGCCCCGAGGGGCACUCCAAGGGGACCGUGUUGUUCCUACAUGGCUUCCCGGAGCUAUGGUACACGUGGCGCCACCAGAUGGAGAAUCUGGCAGCACGCGGCUACCAUUGCGUCGCGCCUGACCUUCGUGGCUAUGGUGGUACCACCGCCCCGUCCGACGUGGAAUCUUACACUGCCUUCCAUAUCGUCGGUGACAUCCUCGCGCUUCUCAAUACCCUAGGGCUUGCAAAGGUGUUUGUGGUAGGACAUGACUGGGGGGCGCUGAUCGCGUGGUACGUGUGCCUGUUCCGGCCGGACCGCGUCACUGCGCUCGUCAACACCAGCCUCGCCUUCAUCCGCAACAUCAUUGCACGCAACGGACCCGGCUUCGUGAAGCCCACCGACUACUUCAACCGCGCCUACGGCCCCGACUACUACAUGUGCCGCUUCCAGGAGCCCGGGGUCGCGGAGGCGCGGCAGUUCGCGCCAGAGCACGCUAGGCGCCUCCUGCGGCAGAUCAUGUGCCACUGCUUCAGCCACGGCGUGGCCUGUGACGAGGAAAUGCACGAUGACAAGUACCCGACGUCUACGCUCCCUCCUUGGCUCACCGAGGAAGACGUGGACUACUUUGGCGCGGAGUUCAAGAGGACAGGGUUCACCGGCGGCAUCAACUACUACCGCAACCUGGACAGGAACUGCGAGCUGGCUGCGGCGUGGGCGGACGCCAAGGUGCAGGUGCCGACCAAGUACGUGGAGAGGGCACAGGAGGUCAGUGAUCAUAUCUACGACUUCAUCAUCAAGUUCUCAUCUCUAACCUAAGAUGGGAUUCACAAGAAUCCAUCUACUGCUUUGGGUUGUCAGUGUUCGAUCUUGCCUGUGUAUGUUUAUUCUUGGAUCAUCUGUAUACCUACCCGUUCCGAUUGACAAACGUUGAUAUAUUGUUAGGGCCGGAGGUAGGGUUUACCAGAGAGGGGAUGUA